Ooceraea biroi (clonal raider ant) is the source of this 4859-nucleotide messenger RNA. RefSeq lists its product as uncharacterized. Gene Ontology annotation, biological process: lipid transport. Lineage: Eukaryota; Metazoa; Arthropoda; Insecta; Hymenoptera; Formicidae. Gene Ontology annotation, molecular function: lipid carrier activity. The record is from RefSeq and is a predicted model, not a curated record.
UUAUAUUUUUUUUACACUGCUGGACGCUUGUCCUAUUUAAGAUAAUUAUAUAAGGACAAUUAUACUUCGUAUAAAUUAUAAAAUAUCAAUUAUUUCUAAUUGCACUUAAUUAAAAAAUUUAAUAUGACGGUUUUGUUACACGUGCUUCAAUUUAUGACAAAGCGCGUAUCAAGAUAUGUAUAUAUUUCAUAUAUACCUCUUGUAUAUUGCGAGCAAAAAAAGGGUCAGCGAUAAUAUAAUAUGUACGUAUAAUCCAUAUGAUUGGAGAUAAUGCGUCGAGCAGCAUAAUUCCUGCACAUAUGUAUUAAACAGUCGUGUGUGUAUAGGUCACAGUGAUAAGAACUGGUAAGGGUCAUUCCUUGACUUGGAUGAACUCACAGUUUGUUUUUCGCCGAGCUACGAUGCUACACAUUAUGGAAAUCACAGAUUCUAAUUUCGUAUUUACUCCAGCGCAAGGAACAGGAAAAACAUUAUUCAUACUUUUACUCUUAAUUGCUGGAAAUGUUGCGCAAAAUUUAUUUGAAUCUGGAAAGGAAUACGUGUACUUUUAUGAUGCUACAUCAAAUACCGGUGUACUGGUACCCUCCAAUGCAGCUUCUUCAUGGAGCCUUCGUGGAAAACUGGUGAUUCAAGCGGAGGAUGACUAUGUUACAGUACAGUUACAAUCAUUGAAGACAAGUAUGUGGAAUGGAAAUGUGAAGGAGUCAAGUGAAGAUAUCAAUAUCUACGAUGACGCUUUGGAGCUCUUGAAGCCUUUCCAAUUAUCGUACAAUAAAGGACUCAUUGAAAAUUUUAGCGUCGAGGCGGAACCUGUGUGGGCGACGAACAUAAAACGAAGCAUAGCUGGCAUUUUACAAUUGGAUCUUCUUAAUUUGAAAAAAGAAGUCGCAUUUCAUGCUACUGAAAUAAAUCACUACGGGCAGUGUGAUAUCGAUUACGUUGUAAGUCCUGGCGAGGAAAAUCAGCAUGUGAUAAGAAAAUCAUUGGAUCCUCGAAUGUGUAUCGGACAUCCGUGUCGUAACUGGUCUAAUGUUCCCAAAGUACAGUGUACCGAUGAGGAUCAGAAUCUCAUACUGAAAAGUAGCGAGAGGAUAUAUAAAUUGAGAUCUGACGGUUCCGUUCACAAUAUCAUAUCCGUUAACGCAUCCGGAAGCAUCUAUGUGACACCCUUCCAAAAUAUGGGCGAGGCACACUAUCAUUUCGUUCAACAAACUAUUCAAUUAUCUUCAACGAAAGAUGUAACGAAAAAAAUAAUCACGAACAACUUGCGAGGUACACUUCUUCAACACGAGCUACCGGAAGCGGAUCUCACGCAGGGUAGAAGUACUCUGGAUAAAAGUUUCGUCUUCAAAUCUAUAAGCGAUUUGUUGGACCGUUUAAGCUACAGGCUCGAAAAUCCCGGAUUGGACACCGACGUUCAUAAUUUACACAACACAACGAUAUCCGUGCUUCUUUAUUACCUCGGCAUGUUGGAUCGCGCUGAUUUAGGAAAAGCCUACAGUCGAAUCUCGGGGACCAGUUACAAGGAAGAAACGAUACGGAACAUGUUUCUUGAGACGCUGCCGCAAGUUGGAAGCAAAGAGUCCGCGCUCUUCAUACUGGAUCUCGUCCGACAAGGCAACAAGGUGUCCGAUAUAUCAGCGAUCCAGCUUCUCAUGCGAUUGCCGUUUCACAUAAGGAAACUGGACACUGAAUUGCUGGUGAGCCUGCAGCCGCUCCUUGCCCUGCCGAAUAAGGUCUCCACCGAGGUGCAAAAUACCGCGAUCCUCAUGUUCGGGACGCUAAUAUACAAGACUUGUCUGGUGUAUUGCCCGCCUGAGAUGCUGGACGACUAUGUACGCCUGUACCUUGACAGGUUCACAGAAACUACUCAGUACGGGCAGAAGAUGGUUUGGUUGGAGGGUUUGGCGAACAUACAGCUGGGUAGAGUCGUCGAGUUCCUGGAGCCUAUAGCCAGCGGCAACAAUGCCGAGUCGAGGCAUUUCCGAGUCCUCGCGGCUUGGGCUUCCCUUCCCACGGCACCCUUGAGACCCGACGUCAUUUACCCUGUGUACUGGCCGAUCUUGAUGAACAGGACCGAGCAUUUGGAGAUGAGAGUCGCCGCGUUGACUCUGCUAGUCGCCUCCAGCCCUACGCCCAGUAGAUUGAUCUCUCUGUAUUGGUACAUAAAAAGCGAGCCCAGUCAACAUCUGUACAAUUACUUUUACACCAUGCUAAAAUCCAUGGAACGCAGCACGUAUCCCUGUUACAAGCGCAUAGGCAGAAUCGCGGCACAGUUCAGCCACAUACUUCGGAAACCGAGCGACAAAUAUCUUAUUACUGGUAACUACGUAGUCGAUUAUCAGGAUUCCUUGAGGAGAUUUGGCGCUAUGUUGAACGGCAUUGUCGUAGCCAAUCCUGCUACAAAUAUUCCCGAAGUACUUUAUGUCACUUUAAACAAUUACGGCAGCGGAACGCACGUUAAUCACGUAUCUCUGUACGUCAAAGCAGAAGGCAUUUUCCACUCACUGACGACUUCGUUUGAUCCGACAAAUAUAAGAGACAUCUUGAAAGAAUUCAAAUUGGACGAACGAAGGAAGGGACCCGUGCACUUAGAAAUAAUCACGCGUAUCCAAGAAAAAACAGUAUUGUGCGUUCAUUGGAAUGAAACCAGCAUAGUCGAUGGAUUGAAGUAUUUGUCUUCGUUGUCGGAGAACAUAUAUCAUAUGUAUCAGAAUAUGGAAUUCCAUGUGAAUCAACAACGCAUAAAUGUGCCGUUGACAAUGGAAUCGGUGCAAGUGACUGAUUUUGGUACUAACGUUAGACUCGCGGUGACUGGAACGUCCUUAUUCUCAAUGAGAGGAAACUUCACGCGCGAUUUUCCUGGACGAAAUAAUCACGUUAUUUUACGCACAUCUGUGCAUGGCAUCGAAAUGAUAGAGAAUUACAAUCCAUUGGUUGAUUUGUGGCACAGCGCUGAAAGGUUUCAGUCGCUGCAUGGAUAUCUUCCCAUUAAUGUGACAAUGGGACUUGACGAACGACCAUUUAUUUCAUACGAUACUUUAGGAGGACAUCGUAAGACAGGGAUUGCAACGCACGCUAAAACGGUCACGAGUAUUAGGGGCGCCAAAGUUAGAUCCAAGUUGGAGCGAGUCUGUCGUUCGUGCCCCAUGUCGUACACAGUUACAAAGUCCUCCCCCUCUAAUCCACAGACGAUAAAUGUUCUUAAUGUUAGUCUUCCCGAAUUGGGCGGUCGGCUUCAAGUAAACGUAUUUGAUUGCGAAAAUGCUAUGUCGUACGGAACAUUAAUUAAUGACGUUUGGUCCUCUCAUCAAAGCAAUCAUCAAACUUGGCCAAGUAUGAAGUUUCCUUUAAUUGGACUACAUAUUUUGGAUUACUUCACCUACAUGCCACCAAAGGGUAGUUGUGGAUUAGCUGCUUAUAUCGAGGCACUCAGAUCAGGACCGUCGCAGACAAGAUUGGAAUACCUCAAAAGUGGAAAGCAUCACAUGUUCUCCUUAGCGCACUAUGAUUUAGAAUUAUCAGAAAUUCUUCACCAGUGGAAUCUGGCCGCGUUGUACGAACGCAGUAACUGGCUGUCGGAUGUGCUCAAAAUUAAAGCAUCCAAGUUCGCGCCUGGUGAACGCAUAUUCAAGUUAUGCGUAGAGGCCGAGAGAGACUUGCCGUGGCAGUGGAUGGAAGUUUUGAGCAACGAACCGAGCGACUCGCUUCAGCUGAAGUUGAAUAUUGCCUGGGAACUGUCCGAUACUGCGAAAGGAAAAUGCAGCGGAUCUUCCAUAUUAUUGAACUUAAUCGGUGAGAUUAGCAGCGAGCAGCUCGAAGAAAGCAAAAGAGCAAGCUGGCCUUACGACGAAUGCAGGAAGGAAUCUACGGGGAAGACGUUUGUCCCUUACACGAAUUCUUGUUACGAAGUAUCGAAGGAAUUGUCAACUUUACGGAAAUAUAAAAUUCUCGGGCAGUAUGAAAAUUUACCUGAGGGCUUAUCCAAGUUGAUCUGGAGAAUGCAAGCUGUGUACGAUCUGAUCGGUGGAAAUAGCAGUAAUGUGAGAAACUCCAACGAGAUUUUAAUGACUGCGACUUUCCCGAAAGAUUCAAGCGUUGGCAAACUGCAAGUUAACGAGAACGAAAUCGCUUUCAAUUAUAAUUCACACUACAUUAAUCCUUUUCUGGCACGAAUGAGAAUCCAUCAAUAUAUGGAGCUACCACUAUUCCGAAUGUUUUCUAGCACAUGUAUCAUAACAUCAAAUUCUAUAAAAUCGACACACAACGUUGUUUAUACUUUUGCUGAAAACAGUGAAGUGAUACUACUCGGACAAUGUUAUGAUGAAAAUCCCAGACUUGUGUUAACGGCAGCCAACAGUAUACACGGAAUCAAUGUUAACUUAACUGACGAGUCGGGAACUAUACAGAUCACUGCUGGCAAAGAUAAAGCAACUUUGUACAAUGCCACAUCACACUUACAAUUGCAAUCUAAUUUUGUGUUUCACACACUAGGAACUAAAAAGAUCAAAACAAGUGACAAGGCAAUUGAUAUCGUGUUACCUAAUAUACUUCUGUACAUGCAUUGGACGCAAGAGCAAGUUCUACUCUUUUUCCCAAAUCACGUGCUAGAAUUUAGUUGUGGAAUAUGUACACUCGAUCACUCAAACGUCAACAGAUUGUAUGAAAAACUUUAAUAUUACUCUUAUAUAAAAGAUGUAUAUAUAAUACGGCAUUAACAAUUUUCAAACUAUUACGAAACGUUUGAUAAAAAUGCUGGCGGACGGAAAUAUACGAAACUAACACGAUAUAAUCUUUUUGUUGAUGUUUUUUAAUAAUAUCUAAUUUCUCAAGAAGAACAAUAUAUGACGUACAAAAAA